Molecule: messenger RNA, 3708 nt
Organism: Pomacea canaliculata
Lineage: Eukaryota; Metazoa; Mollusca; Gastropoda; Architaenioglossa; Ampullariidae
Product: stabilizer of axonemal microtubules 2-like
Exons: 5
Coding region: 146-1966 (606 amino acids)
Biological process (GO): microtubule anchoring
Cellular component (GO): centriole; axonemal microtubule; cytoskeleton
Molecular function (GO): microtubule binding
Source: RefSeq, a predicted model, not a curated record
GUUGUGGUAACGCUUGCGUGGCGGCCUUAGCAACGCGGGGUCGUCGUCGGGACGUGCUUUGGGAGGGCGAACUGACUUAAGGUAUCUUAAGGUAUCUUAGCGCGUCUACUGUCUUGCAGUUGUUCGCUUCCUCGAAACAAGGAUCAUGGCUGUCAGACAGGACAAUCAGUGGUUCAGUGGCCCAGAGUUUAGGGAAUACAGGGAGUACGGUCUGCAGCCAAACCCUCUUCCCCUCAACUUGGAUGCUGUAAUGGACUCUGCCACCGUUACCAAGACCGACUUUAUCGCCCACCCGACAGAAAAGCGACAGCCUUUGAAGCCUGCCUCGGGCAAUCUAAAACAGGAAGGAGCCCUUGACUUCACUUCGUCUUAUAGCACCUCAUUUCAGGGCCGCCCAGGCGAAAGGCGGCAGCCCCUUCGCCGACAGCAAGAAAGACCAGAACUGGGAAAGUUCGUCGGAGAACCGUCGUACAAAGCGGACUUCAAGGAGUGGAGUCUGCCACCACGUCAACGGCGUGAGGCGGACAAAUGGGAUCCCCCGGCUGAGCCGUUUGGAGGGGACUCUGUCACCAAGAAAGACUUCGUCGAGCACCCACCAAGCCCUCGUGAGACCUACAAGCCCCAGGAGAUGUGGAAAGCUCCAGAAAAACCGUUCUCCGACGCUACCGACUAUAGGGAAACUUUCCAAGAACACCCCCUGCCGAAACGAGAGGGUCGAAGGCGAGAAACCUGGAAGCGGCCGGCGGCGAAGUUCGAUGGUAUCACGACCCAGAAGCAGGAUUUCGUCGGCUCCUAUCAGCCUAAGCGAGAAAGUAUGCGGCCCAAUCGUGGAGCGUUCGUCUCGGAUGCCCCUUUCGACGGGACCACGACUUUUAUGACUGACUUCGACGAGAAGCCAAUCAGCCCGCGGUACGUGCACGCCUACCAGCCGUACAGCAAACCCGAAGGCAACAUCGAGUUCCGCACGACAAACAAGGUGACGUACACAGAGUUUCCAGUCCAGAGGACGGACAGCCCAGAGAAGCCCACAUCAUCGCACAUCCUGCGCGGGACCGGAAGCUUCGCCAAGGAGAGCGCCUACCUGUCCGACUUCACCGAGCACCAGAUCCAGCGUAGAGAAAUGCUCAAGCCCAAAGCGAACUACGAACCACCCAAUGCAAGGUUCGAGGGUCAGACCACUAGCCAACGGGACUACGUGGAGAAGGAACUGAGUCCCCGAGAUAACUACCGCCCCAAGAGAGAGGCGCUCCAGUCCGACGAGCCCUUCGAGAACAGCACUGCUUAUAGGGCUAGCUUCAUCAAACACUCUCUGCCACCCAAGCCACUGCGGGAGAAGGAGGUCUACGCUGCACCCAGGGUGCCUUUUGAAGCGCGCACUACCCAGCAGGACUCUUUCUUGGGAGAGUUCGUCCCGAAGAGAAGCAGCUUUAGGCCUGAUUACUCCCAGCUCGCCACGGACGCCAAGUUCGAAGCAAGCACGACCUCCAAGAGCGACUUCAAGAGGCACGAUCUACCUCCUAGGUACCAACACAAAGGCGAACGUUAUACCAAGCCAGAAGGAACCAUGGACAUGCGCACUAGCAACCAGGAGACUUUCCGCGAGUUCCACGCCGAGCGUCAGGCAGUAAACAAGCCUGGCUCCUCCCACGUUCUUUGGGGUGAAGGCAAGGUCGAUGACUGUUCCAGCUACAAGGGGGACUUCGUCAGACUGCCAUUGCAAGGGAGACACGAUUACAAGCCCAAGAACGAGUACCAGCCAAGCUCGGAGAAGUUUGACACCAUCAGCACUCAGAAAGCGUCCUUCACAGGUGUCUACGCUCCGAAGCAGGCCAGUUGCAAGCCUCCUCCCAAACCUUUGCAGAACUUGGGAGCCUUCGACGACGUUAGCUCGUAUCGUCAAGAAUAUGACCGCGAACGUUACACGUGGCAAGACCUGGCUCGCGAGAUUCCACCCAUGUCUGUCUAGAACCAUCCAGAAGGACCCGAUUGAACUAUUAUUCACCUGUUUGUAAAUUUUAUUCGGAACGCUAAGUUCGUUUACUAUAAACGGCUCAAAUAAAGAAGCGGGUUUUUGAUAAUCUAUAAAGUGUGCAACUGUUUCUUUUAAAAGCAAUAACAGAAAUAAUGUAUUUGAGUAAGAAGAUGCAAUGAUAAUUUUGUAAAAUGCGUCAUUAAAUUCCAUUUUCAAGAAAUAUUUUUUGUUUACUCGAUUCGUGUCAUAAAAUAAUGUAUGCCAACUCAAUCUUUAUUUGUCCAUUUUCCAUUUUUGUCUCACUGGGUCCUCUCCACUUCCCCUUGCCGCAGGUGACGACUGUUUUACAUUUUUACCUGUGUCCUUGUAAAAAUUAUCUUCUCUAGACAUCUGCUUCUGUUGUAGAUGGGCCUGUGGUGAUCAGAGCGUCCAGGCAAAACGAAAUAUAGCGAUGAUUACCAUGUAGUGUUAAGCUGUUAACAUAAUCAUUUGCGUUUAUUAAGUCCAUGGGAGAGUCUUCUUUGUACGCGAGCAGCAUUCUGAAUAUUUUAUUGUUCAUAGUCAGUCACCAGCGCCAAGUACUGUCUAAUCACGCGCUUUGUGUAUCCCAGGGAGAGUCGAAUGAAAUAAAGUGAAAGUCCUUAAAACUGUGACAUGAAUAAUAAUAAUAAAAAAAAUUUCAGUUGACUCUGUGUGUGGGUGUGUGUAUGUAGAGAGAGAGAGAGAGAGAGACUUUUUUAAAGGCUUGUAACUUUUGAGCUUUGUUUUGUGCAUUGAUGAUGGACGAGACUUCAACUUACAAUGACUGCAAUGCAUUGCACACCCACAUGAGUCUUAUUUGAAUCCAGAGUUGGCUAGACAGAGAAGCAAUGCCGAGGUACUCUUUAUUUAAAAACUGAAACAUUCUGGAAAUACAGAAUAGACUUUUUUUUUUAUUUUGCGGCAUACACAGAUUUUUGUUUUGUGUGCAGAAUAUGCUUAUUUGUCUCGGUGGAUGGCUUCCUUCAAAUAUUUGAUGAGACAAAGUUAACGAUUCUGCCAAGUUCAUGGCCCUUUUGCUCAGCUAUAAAUAAGCAUUACAUUCGUGUGCCUUCUGAAGGUGAAAGACCUUUCUAGCCGGACACACAAUCGACAGUAAUGUGUCCAAUAAGCGAUUAGGUUCGGCAAAGUUUUCUAUGACUACCAUUUUCCUAUUUAAUAUUUGAUAAGCAAAAUCACAUUUUCGACUAUGUGUGUUCGGGUAAGGAGGCCGCCGUCUUCUGUUCUGAUGAUGUUUAUGAUAUACCUGCUCGUUUUUCUUGCCAAAGUCACAGCUUCGUGUUGCAUUUGUGUAUCUGAAGAGUGAUGUAGUGGUGUUUUUAAUUGAACGUAAACGUGUAAACAUUCACUUUUUGCUUUGUUUACUAUACGCAUGCAUAUGUAUUCAUAGUUUGCAGUGUAAAUGCUUACAUGUAUGUAUUUGAGUUUUGCUGUGUGACACGCGCUUUGAAUUGUUUGUUAUGACUGGGCUAGAUACUCGCAUGCUUAUAAGGAAGAAUUCAAAAAUUGUCUUUAAGAUGCACUUCAAUGAGAAGAAAAUGUAAAAAAAAAAAAUGACUCCAUUAAUAAAACAAUCGACACCUUUUCGUUUUGCAGUAUCUCAUUUUCAUUUUCCGCAUCUUAAACUAUAAUACGAAAAAUAAUUGUAUACGUCUAUCAUCUAUUAAAUCGCACAAUCAUUAAAGACAAAGACUAAC